Messenger RNA from Hyalella azteca, 3297 nucleotides. RefSeq lists its product as uncharacterized. Gene Ontology annotation, cellular component: PRC1 complex. The record is from RefSeq and is a predicted model, not a curated record. The coding region runs from base 1 to 3297 and encodes 1098 amino acids. Gene Ontology annotation, biological process: negative regulation of transcription by RNA polymerase II. The transcript is spliced from 4 exons. Gene Ontology annotation, molecular function: promoter-specific chromatin binding; metal ion binding. Lineage: Eukaryota; Metazoa; Arthropoda; Malacostraca; Amphipoda; Hyalellidae.
AUGAGCAGCACAAAAGAUGGAGGUUGCAGUGAAGAGUCGUCACCAAGCAUGGGUCGCCCAAGCCGCCGCUGCCGUCAGAAGACCAUGCAGCAAGACACACCUCCCAUGCGCAGAAGUCAACGACACUUGAGGCCGACACAAACCAUUAAAGUCGAAGAUGAUCUGAUGUCACCUGCACACAAUGAUGUCAAUGAUAACCUUGAUCAUAACUUGGAAGCCAAGUAUAGUACAUCCGAAUCUCUUUUAGAUAAGUUGAGUGGUGUUAGCUCAGUUCCAUCUCUUAUUUGUGGUCCAGAAAUAGUAAAUGUUUCUGAUUCAGUUCAUGUUGAAUCAGUGUUAAGCAAAGAAAAUGCAAACAAAGAACUGGUCAAGCAUGAAUUUUCAUCAGAAAUUAAACCUAAUGCAAAUGUCAGUAAGUUGUUUACUGAACCAACAGCAAGUUGUUUACCUACAGUCAAAGAUUGCAACAUAAAAGGAUCAAGCAACAAGGAAACUAUAUCUGAUGAGUCAUCUGUAAGCGAGGCCUCUGAGAAGAAUGAACAGAGUUUGAAAAGUAGGACCUUAAUAGAGCCACGCCAUGAUUUUGGUAGCCUACCUGACUUGUGCUCUGGUGCCAAAAAAUCAAGAAAUGCUGCUGCUGAACCUGAGUCAUCAUCGGCAGAUGUCUCCAGUGAAGAUAAUAAGCCUGGAUAUCUUAGGAACACCAGCGAGAAUAAGAAAAGGACUGCAGCCACUGGCAAUGAUUGGACAAGACCUAAAGUCCUGAGAGUGGAUGAACAAAACCCAGAUAUUGGCUCCAGCAGAAAAAAGGUAUGUUCUUCUCCAACUACUCCAAAACUUAGCAGUAUUGAAUCAGUUAACAGCAAGAAUUUCACCAAGGAUUCAAUAGCGUGUCAAGAUGAUAAACAACUCAAAGAAAGACGAACUCCUGGUAUCAGCGAUUCAAAUGCAGCCUCUAAAGUUUCUAGUGCCAGAACUGUGGCAGCUGUUGGUAAUCUUUCAUCUUCUGCCAUUUCUCCCGCAUCCUCGAAUGUCUCACCGUCCCCUCUAGACAAGACGACGCUUGUAAGCAGUCCAUCACAGCCAUCACCGUGUGAUACCAAUAACUCUGUGUCAUCAGUCUAUGAAAACAUCAUCAACAAUAACCACAUCAGUAAAGAUGCACACAAGUUGGGGAAGUUGAACUCUAUUCAUGUCUCCACCAGCAGCAAAGAUUCUUCAUUUGUGUCUGAAAUUGAAAGAAAAAUGUCCAGAUCAUCUACAAGUCCUGACUGCUUAUCAGCUGAAGAAGCUUUCCUAGCAUUUGGAAGUUCUCCAAAUCCACCAGAUUUUUUAGCUUUAUGUAACCUCGGUCCUCCAUACCCCAGAAGUUUAUUUAGUAAUUUUAUUUCCCAAUCGUCUAUUAACAAGGUUUCAUUGCUGAAACCUUGUUAUGAUAAUGGUGUUGGCAGUGUUACAAGCUUAUCUUCUAAUUUGGAUUCAGAAAAAUCUUCUCCUGUGAAAAAUACUCUUCCAGAUGUGAGCAGCAAUUCUAAUCACUUGUUAUCUUCAUCAAUCGCAUGUAGAAACCAGCCAGUUUUUGAUACAUCAUCAUUUGGUUCUACUCUGCUGAGUCCAGUGCCUCUCCCUGGCCAUGAUUUUUGCAAUGGAAACUCCACUGCCACGAAGAUCGAGUUAUCCAGUACAAGUCCUAUCAAAGAUCCCUGUGAAAACAUGAUGAAACCAGCACCAGCUAGUGUUAGUCCCUCUGCAUCUAAAAUUGCUAUUGUACAUCCAUCACCUCAGUUACUUGGUGCUGCAUCGACUGCUUCUCUAACUUUGUCCUCUCCUCACUUGACUUUACCUCCUGUUGCUGCUUCUAAUGCUUGCUUGCCUUUUAAUGCCAUGGGUUUUGCUCAACCUCCGUACAUGAAUGUUCUGUCUCCGCCAUACUACAAUAUGUUGUCUCCAACCAUUUUAAGUUCAGAUGCUCAUUUCUCCCAUUUGUGUGCCUCUUCAACUCCAGUUAGUGAUUCUCAAGCCAGUGCUGCUAAGUGUGCCAGACUGUCAACUGAUGAUAGAAAAGGUAUUGAAGCUCUAGAAUCUCCUAUCUCACCUCACUCUUUUAGAGGAUCAUUGGUUGCUUCUUCUGAGUUUCCUAUGAAUCUCAUUCCCCUGGAUUCUCAACCCUCUCGUGCCAUAUAUGAUCAUAGACCAAUAAGUGAUAAUCAGAUAACUGAUAUUCCUGUGGCCACUAAAAGCAAAGGAACCUUAUCUUCUUCGCCUAGUCUGAUUGCCAGGAAAGAACCUCGUAAGUUUGAACUCACUAUACCACUUGGACCAUCAUUGAAGAGACACAGAGAUCAGCAGAAAAUGAAAGAGAACAUAUCAAAAGCCUUGUCUCUUGAUGCCAUCAAAUUCUCUUUAGACAAGGAAGGUUUUAGCAGCAAUACACGCGUUUCUUCUAAGAUAAAUGCUGGUGGUGAUAAACUUCUGACGGCUGACACCAGUGAACCUAGGACUCGUAUACCCAUGGACGUUGUCAAUACUCACUUCAUUUGCUCGCUCUGCAACGGAUACUUCGUUGAUGCUACCACCAUUGUUGUGUGUCUGCACAGCUUUUGCUGCGCAUGCAUCGUACGUUACCUGGAGCACAGCGUGUUCUGCCCCGUGUGCGAGGUGCUGCUCCAUGCCACCGUCCCCACCUCCAAGCUCCGGCCUGACCCUCAGCUCCAGGCUCUGCUAUAUGCCAUCCUCCCUGAACUAUAUUAUGAGGAGCAGCGACGAAGGCGAGAAUUUUACAGUUCAAGUAAAGGGAGAAUCCGCGACGAAAAGCUUUGCCGCGUCAUCCCUGAAGAUCCUUCACUCGUGUCUUUAUCUGCAGGACGCCAGCCGUCUCUGCCAAAAAUUUCUGAACCUUUGAGAUCUGAUACGGGAACUGGGAGUGGUGGAGUUCUGUGCUCCAAGCUUGAAGACCAGAACUCCAAACGAGUUAGUCUGAUGGCCAGCUCUGAGAACCUGCUCCAGAAACCUGAGAACCUGCUCCAUAAAUCUGAGGGCCUGCUUCAGAAACCUGAGAGCCUGCUCCAUAAAUCUGAGGGCCUGCUCCAGAAACCGGAGGCCCUGCUGCACAAAUCUGAGAAUCUGCUCCAGAAACCUGGGAACCUGCUCCAUAAACCUGAGAACCUGCUCCAGAAACCUGAGAACCUGCUCCAGAAGCCUGAGAACCUGCUCAAAAAACCUGAGAACCUGCUCCAGAAACCUGCGAACCUGAUCCAGAAAUCUGAGAACCUGAUCCAGAAAAUUCUCCAAGUCUAA